AUGUUCUCUCCAGACGGUAACCGGCAUAAUACGCAAGGCGAGCAGCAAGGCGUGUCGGACAAGCGACCGUCUGACGGCGCAACUAGCAGCGAGCCGGCGGAGGGAGCGAAUGUUUUGGCUGCUGCUGCUGCUGCUGCUGCUGCUGCUGGUGGCAGUGCUGCUGCUGAUAAUAUCCGGGAUCGAUCGGCGGGAGGAAGGAACGGGAAGCAGGGGAACGAAGGCGCAGUGUUGACGGAGGUUGAUCAACUGCUGAGACGAGGGACGCCGCUUUCGUUGCGCGAGUUUCAGCGGCUGAAUGAGCUGCUACGUCAGCACGUGGCGAGCGGCGAAGCAGAGAGGGCAGAUGGCACGCAGGAGGAGAAGGAUGAGCAGAACGAGGAGGGGGAAGAAGAAGAGGAAGAGGAGGGGAGGCGGCAGGGAGAGGAGGAGGGGCAAGAUGGGAGGGUGGAGGCGUCUGCAGGGAAGAGGAGGAGGACUGGGGGCAGAGGCAGUUGGGUUGCGGCAGAUGGAAUGGGAGGGCAGGAAAAUGCAGCUAACACUGUGCAUAUUGCACCUCGAGUUACACCUCGGGCUACACCUCAAGUUACGCCUCGGGUUACGUCUCGGGUUACACUUGAUGACAUUCCUGGAGGUGCUGAUGGCGAUGGAAUGAACGUCUCACCUGUAGACGUGGCGAGGGCGUUCAUGCGACCCAGUAUGGCCGCUUUUCCUGCAGCAAAAACACCACCCCCGGCACCAGUAGCAGCAGAAGCGGUUGAGAAGCCUUCGAGCGUGGACGCCGUACCAAACCCAGCUCACGCCAGCAACCAAGGCGUGGAGGGGCUUUGGUGGAUGGUGGGAAGGGAGAGGAUGGGCAGGGGACGAGGAGAGGCCGCCAUGGGUUCAGAAUGUCUGUAUUCGAGUCUCCACGGCUCCUCAACCGUUCCCCCCCCCUCAUUUCCAUUACACCUCCUUCCGCUUGCCCUGCCCCUCUCAUGCCCACCCCCUUCUUGCCCACUUCCCUCCCUUGCCCAUUCCAGUUUCUUCGGCUCAGCAGCACAUGCAGCCACUCUCGCGCCACAACCCACCCCUGCAAAGCCAGCAUCACCAGAUUCCUCCCAAGGCAAGCCCACAGCAGCACCCGCUGCAGCACCACCUGUGGCAGCUCCAGCAGCAGCAGCGCCAUCCUUUGGUGCGUCUGGGUUCAAGGCCCCUACCUUUGGCUCCUCUGCUGCUGCCACAACCUCUCUCUUUGGGUCGUCUACCCCUGCUGCUGCUGCCCCUGCCCCUGCCCCUGCUGCUGCUGCUGCUACCUCUGCCAGUGCUCCCUCUUGUGGCAUUUCCCUGACACCCUCCGUCCCCCCUGCCACCGCUUCUCAAUCCGCACCAGCAGCAGCACCUGCACUCACAGGAGCUUCCCCAACAGCAGGACCGCUGUUCGGCAUCAAACCAGCAGCUGCAGAGGCUUCUCCUGCAGCAGCAGCAGCAGCAGCAGCAGCAGCAGCAGCAGCAGGAGGAGCGGCUUUAGGGACAGCACCAGCACCAGCAGGAGCAUUGUUUGGCUUUAAACCAGCGGCUGCUGCUCCAGCUGCCGCAAAAGAUGCAGGAGCGGCUACUGCCUUUGGUGGCGGUGAUGGGGGGGAUAGGGGGAGAAGGGGAGGAGAGGAAGCGGGUGAUAUGGGAAGGAGGGGAGGAGGCGAGGAGGAGGAGGCAGAGCCGAGGAGGAAGCGGAGGGUGUCGUCGUCGCCUGUGGGAGGGGAGGCGGGUGGUUCACCUCCUUCCCUCUUUGGCUUUGGAAUGCCUCCUGCAGGGCCCUCCUCUCCGUCGGAAGCCGCAGCUCCACUCUUCGGUGCUGCCUCUGCUGCUCCUCCUGCCUCCGCCCCUGCAACCACAACCACCACCACUCCUUCUGCACCUACAUUUGGUUCGGCAUCCACCGCACCUGCCUUUGGCUCAGCAUCCACUGCGCCGGUCUUUGGCUCGGCAUCCACCGCGCCGGUCUUUGGCUCGGGAUCAACCGCACCUGCCUUUGGCUCGGGAUCAGCACCGUCAUUCGGCCUCAGCCCGUCUUCCACCCCCGCAGCUGCUUCUGCUCCAAGCUCUGCCGCCACAGCCACAGCCACAGCCAAAGCCACUGGUUUUGCCACCGCUUCUACCCCUUCCUUCGGUCUCGCUGCGCCAUCAUUCGGUGGGACCGCAACCACCCCAUCAACAGGCACCACAACCGCCCCUUCUUUCGGCACUUCAAGUGCCCCUACUUUUGGCACUUCAAGUGCCCCUACUUUUGGCACUUCAACCGCCCCUACUUUUGGCACCUCAACUGCCCCAUCCUUCGGCCUUACUGCGACUGCUCCGUCCUUCGGCCUUGCCUCGGCUCCAGCUUUUGGUGGUCCUUCUGCUGCUGCCACUUCUGCAUCAGCAGCACCUGCUACCACCACUGCCACUCCUGCCUUUGGCUCUACUCCUGCUGCUGCUUCCACCACCACCGCCGCCGCUCCCUCGUUUGGCAGUCAGCCAACUCCUUCCUUUGGGGCAUUCGGCUCUGCUCCUUCCUUCGGCUCUGGUGCUGCUUCUACCACCACUGCCGCCACUGCCGCAGCUCCUGCUUUCGGAUCGUCUGCUGCUGCUCCGGCCUUUGGCACCACUGCUGCCCCUGCCUUUGGCGCUCCAUCCUCUCCUGCCUUUGGCGCUGCUUCCUCCCCUGCCUUUGGCGCUGCUUCCUCCCCUGCGUUUGGCACAUUCUCUGGUUCAUCCGCCCCUGCGUUUGGAUCGUCCGCCCCUGCUUUCGGUUCCUCUACCCCUGCGUUCGGCUCGUCAACAGCUGCUGCUACAGCUCCGCUCUUUGGCACCCCAGCCACCACCCCAGCACCUGUUUUCGGUGCUCCUGCUGCCGCAAGCACCGGUGCUGCUACCGGCUUUGCCUUUGGCGCUACGGCAUCUUCAGCCCCCUCUGCUUCUACCACCCCUGCUGCUGCUGCCUCCUCGUCUCCCGCUCCUGUUUUUGGAUUUUCUGCUGCUUCUUCCGGACCUGCCGCCGCGCCUGGGUUCAUGUUUGGCGCUGCCGCACCAGGAGCUCCAGCAGCAGCAACUGCACCAGCAGCAUCGCCGUUUGGUUUUGCUGCAUCUCAGCCUUCCUCCUCUCCUGCUCCAUUCUCCUUCGGAGCAGCAGCAGGAGGAGCAGCAGCAGGAGGAGCAGCAGCAGGAGGAGCAGCACCCUUCACCUUUGGAGGAGGAGGAGGAGCAGCAGCACCAGGGGCACCUGGAGCAGCAGGAGCAGCAGCAGGUGCAAGUCCCUUGGGGUUUGGCUCCGCUCCCUCUCCUUCCGCUGCUCCUGGUGCCUUCGCAUUUGGGGCCUCCCCUGCUCCUGCUGCCUCCGCUGCUCCCUUUGGUGCAGCCUCUGGCUUCCCAGGACCCGCUGGGAACAACAGCCCCUUUGGUGGAAUGCAACAGAACACAAUGUCUAUGGAGCCAGCGAGUACGAAUGGAUUUAACAUGCCAGGUGGCAUGCCAACUGGAUCCACUCCUCCUGUCGUUUUCGGAGGCGCGCCGUCCCCGGCAGGGGCUAAUCCUUUUGCGUUCGGGCAGCCCGCAGCUGGAGGUGCUGCCCCGGGCUCUGCCCCAUUUUCUUUCGGUGGUGCUGCUGCUUCCCCGUCGCCAGCGGGGAGUGGUGGGAGUGGUGGGUUUGCUGCCCCGUCUAUGGUGUUUGGUGCCACUGCUGCUGGUGGUGGUGGUGGGGGUGGUGGAGGUGGGGCUCCUGCUGGUGGUGGUGGGUUCUCGAUGGGAGCAGGUGCGCCCACGCCUGGGAGGAGAGUGGUCAAAGCCAAGAGGCCAACCGCAAGGCGCCGAUAA
Molecule: messenger RNA, 3828 nt
Organism: Closterium sp. Naga37s-1
Lineage: Eukaryota; Viridiplantae; Streptophyta; Zygnematophyceae; Desmidiales; Closteriaceae
Source: the annotation of a GenBank genome assembly